AUGUCGGAGAUCGAUACCACGAAGUUCGCUUUCGACUUCAAGGGAGACAUCAUCACCCCUGGCCACCCCGCAUAUACGACGGCCAUCUCUCGCCGGGCUCAGAACGCAGCACGCAAGGCUAAGGUUGUUGCGUUCGUCAAGGACAACCAGGACGUUGUUCACGCGUUGAAGUUCGCCCAAGAGAACAAGCUUCCUAUCGCUGUUCGUGGGGGUGGCCACAACGCCGCUGGGGCAUCUUCGAUAGAAGGCGGUUUUGUCAUCUACCUUUCUCGUUAUCUAAACGGGGCGAGAGUCGAUACUUCUAAGAAACUCGCCUACGUUGGUGGAGGUGCGGUAUGGGAAGCCGUCGACAAAGCGGCCAUUAAGCACGGGCUGGCCACCGUCGGAGGCACUGUGAACCACACCGGCGUCGGAGGAUUGGUCCUCGGAGGAGGCUAUGGAUGGUUGACCGCAUCCUACGGCCUUGCCACUGACAACCUCAUCCAGGUGACCAUUGUAACCGCCGAUGGCUCAAUCCUCACGGUCAAUGAAACCGAGAACCCCGACCUCUACUUCGCCGUUCGGGGUGGAGGCGGUAACUUUGGCGUCGUGACCGAAUUUGUUCUGCGGCUGCAUCCACAGCGGCCGACUGUGUACUCCGGCAUUGUCGUCUACCCUGCCAAAGCAGCUGAGAAGUUGCAUGAAGCAAGCGAGAAGUGGUGGAAGCAGGCAGCUGACGAUGAGAGCAUGUUAAAGAUUGUAACGGUUGAUCCAGAUGGCAAGGCUAUCAUUGCCGUUCUUCCUUUCUACAACGGCAUCGAAGCCGAAGGAAGGGAAAGGUUUAAGGGGAUUAUUGAAGCUGGUUUGGUCAAGGACAUGUCGAAAGAAAUCCCAUACGAAGAACUCAACAGCCUUCAGAAUCCUUUGGCGAAACAUGGAAGCGGUGUCUACAUGAAGGGAGUUGCCCUCAGACGCGUGCACCUCCCCUCUUUCGUCAAAGCCCACAAACGCCUGGCCGAGAUCAUCAGUGGUGGCGUCUUUAGAGGCGCUAUCACCUAUGAGUUCUUUGGUCUGAAGAAGGUGAACGCCGUGCCCAUAGAUGCCACCGCAUUCAGACGGGAGAUGGCGGGAAACGUCCUCAUUAAUAUCCUCUGGGAUGUCUCGCAGGACCGGACCGAGGAAGCGCGAAAGCUAACGCAUGAGCUUUGUGCCAUCGUUCUCGAGGGUCAGCAAGGGAUAUCAGAGUCGGAGAGCUUGGGGUACAGUAACUACGAUCACGACACGGCGAUUAGUGACAAGGCUAAACUUGUGUUCGGAGCGAAUUACCCUCGCCUUCAGGGUAUCAAGAAGCGUUACGACCCGGAUAACGUCUUCGACCGGUGGUUCCCUAUUACACCUGCUUAG
This is a messenger RNA of Cyclocybe aegerita, 1383 nucleotides long. The record is from the annotation of a GenBank genome assembly. NCBI's taxonomy places the organism in Eukaryota, Fungi, Basidiomycota, Agaricomycetes, Agaricales, Hemipholiotaceae.